CAACAAGAAGAAUUAAUCAUUGUUAUCUUAUCUUGUGAUUCUAGUUGUAUAUAUUUUUCAAUAUUUUUCCCAUACUGAAUAAUCCUAUAAAGCAAAACUCCUAAAGGUGCAUUGAAAAAUCACAUUUUUAUUUUGUAACAAGGAGGAGAAAAUAUUGAAGUUGAUAUAAUGGGAGAUUUGGAGAAACAAGAAAGGAAUGUAGAAGAGAAAGAAGAAGAGAAGGAGAAAUUGCUAGAGGGUGUGGCAGUUUUGGACUUUGAUGUAUUGUGUUCUUCUGUGGCUUUGAAAGCUUCUCAAGGAAAAUGGGGACAACUAGGAACCAUGGAAGAUGAUGAAGAAGAAGAAAGUGGGGUUUUUGGUGGGGUUUUGAGAAUGUGGGAAGGUGAACUUUUCGAUUGUUUUGAUCAUCGUCGAAUUGCUCUCGAAUCCACCUUUUGUCCUUGCUACCGAUUUGGGAAGAACAUGAAAAGAGCUGGUUUUGGUUCUUGCUACAUUCAGGCAGCAAUUUAUUUAAUUCUUGCAAUUGGUGCAUUUGUUAAUUUCAUUGCCUUUGCUGUCACAAGACGUCACUGUUUUCUCUACCUAGCUGUUUCCUUAAUUAUUUUUGUUGGAGCAUAUUUAGGAUUCUUCAGAACACUUAUAAGAAAUAAAUUCAACAUCAAGGGUAGUGAGAGUUCAUUGGAUGAUUGUGUUUACCAUUUUGCUUGUCCAUGUUGUACAUUAUGCCAGGAAUCUAGAACAUUAGAAAUGAACAAUGUUCAAGAUGGUACAUGGCAUGGUAGAGGUGACACAAAAUGCAUAAGUAGUUUUGGUGAAAAAAGUAUAUCAAAAUUUGAGUUACAUCCUCCUCCUAUUGUCUCCAUCAAGUGUGGUCUAUAAAUUGAUCACCAUCAAAUAAUUUCACUGAGUUAAUUACCAUCAAAUUUCUUACUUGUAAAGAAUAAAAUUAGAUAGAUUUUAAUUAUUUGCUCAUGUACAUAAUUUUCUGUCAUUGUCAAUAAAUGGGGGUCCAGUUUU
Messenger RNA from Trifolium pratense (red clover), 1017 nucleotides. RefSeq lists its product as uncharacterized. The record is from RefSeq and is a predicted model, not a curated record. The transcript has 5 exons. The coding region runs from base 169 to 879 and encodes 236 amino acids. Lineage: Eukaryota; Viridiplantae; Streptophyta; Magnoliopsida; Fabales; Fabaceae.